Messenger RNA from Spizellomyces punctatus DAOM BR117, 2375 nucleotides. RefSeq lists its product as uncharacterized. Lineage: Eukaryota; Fungi; Chytridiomycota; Chytridiomycetes; Spizellomycetales; Spizellomycetaceae. Gene Ontology annotation, molecular function: protein binding; histone acetyltransferase activity. The record is from RefSeq and is a predicted model, not a curated record. Gene Ontology annotation, biological process: transcription initiation at RNA polymerase III promoter. The transcript has 17 exons. The coding region runs from base 8 to 2329 and encodes 773 amino acids. Gene Ontology annotation, cellular component: transcription factor TFIIIC complex.
GUUAAAAAUGGAGCAUAGAAUAAGGUUUACCUCCCGACCCACACUUCCCGACUCACUCACAUGGUCAGAUGACAACCAAAUAGCAGUGAUUACGUUCAAAGCGGUCAACAUUGUGACUCCUCAACACAAAAACCGGACCGUUGAACUUGUACGGACGAGUAUAUUGAAUACAGCGGCACCAAAGAGGGAACACAGCCUAGCUCCACAGUUGCAGAAAGUCGAAAAUGAGGAUAUUCGAGCCGCCCAUGUGUGGAGGGAAGGGUUUAGAUGCAUGGCUUGGUCACCAACCGGAUGCUCAUCUAUGAAGGGAUGUCUACUUGCGACAGUCAGCACACAUCAUUCGGUACUCUUAUGGGCUCCAAUGGAUGAUCCCGCUACGGCAGAAUGGGAACAGAUUUGCGAUCUAUCUGACAUGUUGCGCGCUAGAUGUGAAGCAGACAACAACGAAGCAGACCUGUCUCCCCAGCAUCUCAGCUCGCUAUCCGUUAUCUCCAUCGGGUGGUCGCCGCUCAACUUGAACCCGAAGAAGCCCACGUUUUCUCUAAUAGCACUUGGGUCGAAAGACGGGACAGUCAGCCUUUGGAGGUAUCGGGAAGGUGAAAUAACACAUUGUGGGACCUUUUCGGCGCAUAGUGCAUGGGUCAGCAGUCUAAGUUGGUCUGAUUGGACUACUGCCAUGACAGGAGAGUCAUAUGCAUAUCUGGCUACCAGUGGAUCUGAUGGCUCAGUGAAGGUGUGGAUCGUUAAUCUCAAGGAUCACGAGAUGUUUGAGUGUGAUAUCAAGCUCCAAUCCGACGUGUUCCGACCCGAUGCUAGAGGAGCAUCUCUUAUCAAGUUUCUGCAUCCUUCGGUCGUCGGGAAAUCCAUCCGACUGGUUGCGGCCAAAGGCAGAAUAGUAAGCCUAUGGUUUGCCCCAUCAGGGGAGUCGGAAAUAUUGAAGGAUAUUAUCACCUAUAAACUUCCGCCUACGAUGUCGGUUGGAGGUGUGGUGUGGGGUUUGGAUGGGGAAGAGCUCAGAUUGUACACGGUCGAUGGUCAGUGCUACGUGUUGGCACUUGAGGACUUGCCACAGGAAAGGCGUAUGGUUCUUGUAGAGGAUGGAACGGCACAUCUUCACCGCGAACUCCUACACACCUCAUCGUCGGCAGCCGAUAUGGAUGAUGAUGAUCGCGCGAACACUGACGAAGGCGUUGAUCUCGAAGUUGCUGGUACUCAAAGCAAACAGCUACGGAUAUUUGGCGCUGCAACAUCCGGAAAUAGUAUGUUUGAUGCCAUAGUUUAUUGCGUGGCAUCCUCAUCCGACAUGGAGUACAGCACAGAAAAGUCGCUGAUCUCUCACUUGUCGUUGCGACCAACAUUUCCACAGAGUGGGGAAGAGUUUGAGAAUGAGCUGGUUGCUCGCAUUGAAGGAAUUAUGCGAAAAGAGGACAUAAUGCUGCAGUGGCCAUCGGCGUUUUUACUCUGGGACGUCAUACAAUAUUGUGCAACGGACUUGGCACAGUGGGCGAAUAUGGAAGAUACCUUUCUGCAUCGCCUGAUAGGAAUCAUGCGAGAUUUUUACAUAAGUUCUGAUGGUACAGCUGCUGGGAUCACCAAUAGUGUGAAGGGAGGUCCAGGUCUGGAUAGCCUUGUACAAUCAUAUUCCCAUCACUUGUUUGUCAAUCGUAAUAUCAACGCACUACGACUGAUGAACUAUCUGUGCCUAACCAUCAAAGUGCCUCGACUGGAACUAGGAGCUCGGCUGAAAUCUAUUGUGACGAACAAUAGAAAGCUGCUGCUUCAGCAUUACAUAAAAGAGACAUUGAUAUUUGUUGAAAAAUGCUUACAGCUUCCCACCAUGUUACCUUCUGCGUCCGAUGUCGAGAUCCUACGACUUAACACCAACUAUGUCUUCAAUAAUUGCCGCGACCCUGCCCUCAAAUCCUCACUUCCCGUACUCCAAGCCAUUCAUCAGCACUUGAAAGCAAGAAGGGCGGCCGGUGCACAAUCAUACCCGUAUGACCCAGAUGGGGUCAUAUCUGUUUUGGAUCAGUUGGUCAAAACAGAAAUGCCAGAUAUCGUAGCGGAUCAGGCUAGUAUCGAGCACUGCCGCGCUUGCCAAUCCCGAAUUCCGUUCGACUCACCGUGGCAAGCAGCAUGUGACAAUGGCCAUGUUUGGGUGCGAUGCAUGGUAACUUUAAAAAGUGUAAUGGUGCCGCAGGUGCGAGCGUGCCUUGGAUGUGGGCGAAGUAGUCUUAUGGGGCACGGAAACGGGCUAACCAAUACGGUGCUGAGAGAAGUGAGCCAAUGUAUAUAUUGUGGAAAUCGGAUGAGGGGACCCAUGUUUUAGAUGUGUGAGUGUUCCAGGGUAUCAAGUUUCUAAACUUUCAAAUACA